AUGGAGGCAUUUGAAGUAGUGAAUGAAGGGAUUGGUGAGCAAAUUGAGUUUAUUUGGAGGAAAAUCAGAGAGCCUGUGAUUGUGCCAAUGCUGAGAGUUGCGGUGCUUUUGUGCUUAGGCAUGUCGGUGAUGAUGUUGGUUGAUAAAGUUUAUAUGGGAAUUUCGAUUUGUUUGGUGAAGUUGUUUGGGAGAAAACCAGAGAAGCGUUAUAAAUGGGAGAGUUUUGAGGAUGAUCUUGAGUUGGGGAACUCUAAUUACCCAAUGGUUCUUGUUCAAAUUCCAAUGUAUAAUGAAGGAGAGGUUUAUCAGUUAUCAAUUGGUGCUGCAUGUGGAUUAUCUUGGCCAUCUAAUAGACUCAUCAUACAAAUUCUUGAUGAUUCAACUGACCCAACAAUUAAGGAGUUGGUGCAGGUGGAAUGCAAUAUAUGGGGAAGCAAAGGAGUGGACAUAAAGUACGAAGUUAGAGACAACAGAAAUGGUUACAAAGCUGGUGCACUCAAAGAAGGAAUGAAACAUAGCUAUGUGACACAAUGUGACUAUGUUGUUAUCUUUGAUGCUGAUUUUCAACCACAACCUGAUUUUCUCCGCCGAACCAUCCCUUUCCUAGUCAGUAAUCCUGAAAUUGGCCUCGUUCAAGCUCGUUGGAAGUUUGGUCUACUUGGUGCUUGUAUUGUUGGUGGGUGA
Molecule: messenger RNA, 684 nt
Organism: Vicia faba (fava bean)
Lineage: Eukaryota; Viridiplantae; Streptophyta; Magnoliopsida; Fabales; Fabaceae
Source: the annotation of a GenBank genome assembly